This is a messenger RNA of Trichosurus vulpecula (common brushtail), 4252 nucleotides long. RefSeq names its product LysM domain containing 4 (gene LYSMD4). Bases 87 to 950 code for a protein of 287 amino acids. NCBI's taxonomy places the organism in Eukaryota, Metazoa, Chordata, Mammalia, Diprotodontia, Phalangeridae. The record is from RefSeq and is a predicted model, not a curated record. The transcript is spliced from 3 exons.
GGGAAGGCGCGGUGGCGCCAGCGCGGUUGGGUGAGAGGCCUCCGCGGGACUUGCCUCGGUACUGGGGCUUUGAAAGGGUGCUGAAGAUGAGACAGAAAGAAGUAUUGACCAAAACCUUCCAAGCCCCUGCUGUUGUUUGUAGUUCUUCAAAUAGUCACAUUUACAUGUUUAAAAAUGAUAAUUCAGACUCAGAUGAACUGUCUGAAGAAGAACUAAAUGUGGAAUUGAGACCAAGGGGAAAGGAACGACAAAAGAGUACUGGAAGAGAGAGAGUAGGGGAUGUGGUGUUACUAGAACGAGAGCUCACAGAAGAUGAUAACCUUAACAAACUUGCUCUUCAAUAUGGUUGUAAAGUUGCAGACAUCAAGAAAGUAAACAAUUUUAUCAGAGAACAAGACUUAUAUGCUUUAAAAUCUAUAAAGAUUCCAGUGAAGAAUUAUGGCAUCUUAACAGAGACAAACAAGGAAUUAAAGCCCCUCCAAACUACAUCUUCUGAUUCUAGAUUGACGUUUGUUGAGUUUCCAGACUCGGAUAAUGGAGCUGCAGAGAGUGCAAAAUCCAGCCAACUGACAGAUUUUUUUAAGGGGAUUGAUCAAGAUAUUGAGAGUGCAGUACAAUCAGAAAUCUAUUUAAAUCAAGAUUAUUGCAUGGAAACCCCAAACCAGCCUUUGCUUCCAAUUAGUCAGAAGACUCUAAUGAAUGGUGCAGACUGUGGAAUUCAGUGGUGGAAUGCUGUUUUUAUCAUGCUUCUAAUUGGAAUUAUUUUACCAGUGUUUUAUGUGGUCUAUUUUAAAAUACAAGGCACUGGGGAAACCACUAGUAGCUUGAAUACAACUGUAGGCCCCAAUGGUGCAGUAUCAACCAGUUCAAUUCCAGGCAAAGCCCCAGAGCUGGAGAUUCCAUUGAAGACCACAGCUUCUUCAGACAAUUUCAGACAAACAAUAAGCUAAGCAUAUUUCUUCUUUAGAAAGCAAUGAAUCUGGAUCUCAACUCUAGUAACUGGGUUCUCAUUGGGCAUGUGUUGAUAACUUCAUAUAGGUAAACAAAAUAAGUUUUCAGAUUCAUAAUGGAGAACUAUGGCCAUUUACUUGGGUUUUGCAAAAGAGGCCAAGACAAAUUAUCUGGCCACAUUUAUCUUUGUCUCAGGUGUAGUCAUAUAUAUGAAGCCACCUUUUUCAAGCACCUUAUUCCUUAGAAAAUUAAGUUUAAUGAAUUCUUUUAGAAAUUGGGUCGAAGCUAAAUUAACCUAUAUGGAGUGCCAUUUUAGUAUAUAGUAUUUAAAUACUUUCUGAGUGUGUCCUCCCCCCACCCCGAAAGUUUUCCCCCUUAAUUGCAAAAAGAAAAAAUUGGCAAAUACUGAAGAGGAUUGUAUAGUGAAGUAGAACUGGCUGCAAGUUCUACUUCUAUUCAAAAUGGGUAUUUUUAGUGUUAAAUGCUAAUAAUUAUUAAUCUUGGAUAGUAUUAAGGCCCAUUUGUGUUGGUCAUCCUUGAUAACAGAAUGAGUGACAACAGCAUGUUGCUGGAGCAAGAAACUGCUUAUGCCAUCUGUGUGGAUAUAAGUAAUAUGGAGGCGUUUGUGGUAGUAAUCCAUUUGAGUUAUGUGGUUUCUCAUUCUAAAUUUACUAGCUUUUCUUUUGAGAACCAUGGCUGAUUUCAUUCUUGUACCAAUUCCGUCUAGUUGGUCACUGUCUUGAGAACUGAUUGCAGUUUGGUAUUUGGGGGUCUGAAAAUCUUAAGGAUUAGUUAUUUGUGUCUAUAGUAUCUAAUGACUUAUGAUGGUAAAUUUAAUACAUGUAAAGAGCCAAGCAUUUGGGGGAUUUUGUAAUUAAUAAUAUUAAUACUUUGGCAAAGGGGCUACCAUAGAGUAGCCCCAAUAUUUGAUCCACUUUUAAAGAUAGAAAAAAAACAAAAUUGAGGCAUUUAAUUCACCCUUGCUUAAUUACUUGUUUUUUGACACUUCUCAUUUAUAUGUGUAUUUUAAAAUUAUAAAGCUAAACUCCUUCAAACCUAUUUUUUUCAUAUUUGAAGACUUUUUUUACUUGUAUGUUCAAAUACAUUUAAAAUAGCAUUUUCCUAACCCCACCACAAUGUCAGAAAUCUCAUAUUCUCUUCCUGAUAAUGUUAUCUAGCACUGGGUUAUACCUCUGUAUUAACUCAGUUUCAUCCAAGAGUUGGCUCUAGAAGUUGAAGUAGCUUCUGAUUACACAUUUUCAUAAUGUUGGUAAAAUUACAUAAUUAAGUUUGAAAACCAUUUUGCUAUCUAGAUGAUUGAGGGAUAGGGAGUAUUGACAAAAAAAAAAAUCUCCCUUGUAAAGUUCCAGCAAGGAUACAGUUGGUGUUGCCCCUAUUCUGUGGCUUUUGAAAGUAGUGAAUCAGAUACUAAACUAAGAUCCUGUAGCCAUGUUUAGGGCAGCUGUCCAUACAAAUAAAGGAGAGUGAGAAAAUUUAACUCCUUUCAUUAACCCCUUUUUAACAUGCAUUCCUAUGGGAAAUGCAUUGUUCAGUCCUGUAAAUGUUGAGUUGGACUAAUACAUUUUCAAAUAAAUGAAGCUAGUAUAACCCUAAGUAAAUAUUAAAAAUUCAAACCUUCAUUAUAACCACUGCUAUUAAAAAGACAUUGAAAGAAAGUGUCAUUUAAGGUUUAUGUAGGGAUAAAGGCAAUCUCUAUUCUCUCCUUGUAAAUUUGAAAUUUUGACCUGUACUUAAUGUACCUUCCCUUUCCUUUUCUUGUCACACAUCCACCUAUCCUACUAUUAGUGUUGGAUGUUUGGGCUAUGACUGCUUCUCCUUUUUCCUGCCUUGUGCCAUGGGUGGUACUGAGUACAAUAGACUAAGUGCUUUGCAUCAGAGACUGGAGGUUUGGAGCAGCGGUGAGAGUAUAGAACUUCACAGGUGUAGAUGUUGUGGUUAGUAUUAUUACUGCCAUGCCCAGCAUGUAUUGAUCCUAUUGGGUAGAAUAAAAAAAAAUCUUAAAGUUCAGUCCAUAUUAUGUAAAGGCAAAACAACCCAAAAUAUUGCCCAUUUGUAUUAGUUUGAUAUCUUUGAGUAUGUUGGUGUAUCUUUUUUUAGUUUACUAGCUUUAGAAAGAUUAUAGCUCUUUUGACCUUUGAAAAGGUGUCCUUGUUAUCUUAGAUGAGAUAUACUCAAUAUGAGAAUGACUGAGAUUCCCUUUAUCCUUUUUUGUUUGAUGGAUUCCUGUGGGAAUACAGUGAUAACCCCAUUUUCCUAUGGCAAGUUAAAACUGUAUUUGAGAAAUUAAAUGUGCUUUCAUUUGGUGAAAUUUUUUUCAAGGUAAAAUGAAGACACAAAACUGCUAUAGUAAAUGGUUUUAUUUUAUUUAACUAUAUAGCCAAAUAUUUUAGCAUGCUAUACCAACAAGAUAUAAUUUUUUUUUAGCUUUCUGUAAUGCUUGUCCUUAUGAAGCACAUUAGGAAGGGUUUAAAGUCCUUCAAGGAAUCCACUUUUGCCAAGUAAAGACUGAUCUUUGCUUUGACUUUCACAAAUGGCAUACCAUGACUUCUUCUAUGAAGGAAAGUUGAUUGAGUCUCUUCACCACAUUGGCCUCACCCUCCUUUUGUAAAGGUUGAAACUUCAAAUUGAAAAAGUCACUAAAACACACAAAAAAUGAUGGAAAAGAUUAAGAUUUUGGUGUUGCAUCUCUAGAGGUAUCUGUCUUUAAACUUCUUCCAUUUGUGAGAUGUUUGGCAUAUUAAAUGCAUAUAAACAGGGUAACCUUCAGGACCUUGGUUUUCUUUUCCUAGUUGCUUGUGCCUUAUAGGGGUAUUUAAAUACUUGGCAAAGUAUGGAUAAAAUUCUCUUAUUAGGUACCAGUAGUGUAUGAAAUAUUAUGAACUCAUUUUCUACCCAAGAAUAUCUAUUUUUGUGCUAGUGAUAUUAAAUUUUCAGUGCCUUCAGAAACUUUACUUUAGAGUAAUAAUUUUUAAACAUUUUUCAUAGCAUCUAUGAUUAAGGAAUUCCAGUGCUCUUACUUUAUGUAAAAUUAAUUAAUCAUCAGCCCUGUCGGGAAGAUAUUAUUCCUCUUUAAUAGAUGGAGAAACAGCACAAGACCUAAGGUCACACUGUGUAGCCCAUAGCAAAGCUGAGAACCAAGACUUGACGCUUAGGUCUGUUACCACCCAAUCCAGAAACCAUACUACCUCAGAGAGAAGGUAUUUUUCUGAAAUAAUUUUGCACUUUAUUGUGUUGUAAAGAUUGCUCCUGUUUGAAUAAAACACAAUGGCUGCUUUUAAAA